UCCAUUGUGAUCGAAAUAAACAAAAUGUACAAGCUUACCCUUACUGUCUGUGCUUUGGCACUUAUCCAGUCCAUCUCAGCUCAAUAUAUCGGAGCGUAUAACGGACUAGAUAUCGCCGGAGGAUACGGAUGGGCAGGCGCCGUCGCUCCAUGGGCCGCUUCAUGCGAAACCAUCGCUCCAGUAGCCGCACCAUGUGAAACUAUCGCUCCAAUUGGCAUCUGCGAAUCUGCAUGGACGGUGCCGUUCGGCAAUGGAUUCGGACCGGCUGCGCUCGCCGCGUCCAAUGGCAGAGGUUUGACUGUGACCAGUGCGUCGCCCAUCGCACCCACUGGGGUGUACAUGACGUCAGAGAACGCGUACGAGGGCCCGCUAUCUGUGACCGGCGCUAUCCCGUUCUUGGGCGCCGUGGCUCUGGAAGGCGCCCUGCCCACCGUCGGAGGCGGUGCCGUCACGUAUGGCUGCGGGAACGGCAACGUGGCGAUGAUCAGCGAGGACCUCGCCGCUGGCUUCGGCUACUCCGGCCUCGCUUACGACGGUCUCGCCGGACCGUACGGCUACCCUGGAGCGUACGGCCGUCCUGGAGGUUACGGCCAACCAGGAUAUAGCGCGUGUACUGGCCCUUGGUACUGAAGUGUUACUAUAGUUUUUAUAAAUAAACUUUUGUUUUUAUCAAAAGAUCUGUUUUUUUUCUUUUUAAAAAAUAGCUAUUGCACGUGUUAGGUAAUAGUAUUUAUCUAGGAUAAACUCGAUUAAUAUAUUAAAUAUAUCAACAAACCAUA
Molecule: messenger RNA, 779 nt
Organism: Pararge aegeria (speckled wood butterfly)
Lineage: Eukaryota; Metazoa; Arthropoda; Insecta; Lepidoptera; Nymphalidae
Product: chorion class B protein PC10-like
Exons: 2
Coding region: 25-630 (201 amino acids)
Biological process (GO): multicellular organism development; chorion-containing eggshell formation
Cellular component (GO): egg chorion
Molecular function (GO): structural constituent of egg chorion
Source: RefSeq, a predicted model, not a curated record